Messenger RNA from Lepus europaeus (European hare), 1590 nucleotides. RefSeq names its product UDP-glucuronosyltransferase 2B13-like. NCBI's taxonomy places the organism in Eukaryota, Metazoa, Chordata, Mammalia, Lagomorpha, Leporidae. The coding region runs from base 1 to 1590 and encodes 529 amino acids. Gene Ontology annotation, molecular function: UDP-glycosyltransferase activity. The transcript has 6 exons. The record is from RefSeq and is a predicted model, not a curated record.
AUGUCUGUGAAACGCAUUUCAAUUCUGCUGCUGCUACAGCUGAGUUGUUACUUCGGCUCUGGGAGUUGUGGGAAGGUGCUGGUGUGGCCUGUGGAGUACAGUCACUGGAUGAAUAUGAAGAUAAUCCUGGAUGCCCUUGUCCAGCGAGGCCAUGAAGUCACUGUUCUGAGAUCUUCAGCUUCUAUUGUAAUUAAUGCCAACAAUGAGUCUGGAAUUAAAUUUGAAACUUUUCCUACAUCUCCCACUAAAGAUGAAAUGGAAACUUUUGCCAUGUAUUGGAUCAAUCAGUUGUUAUAUAAGGUGUCAUUAGAUAGAUAUUGGGAGCAUUUUCCAGUAAUGGAAAACUUCAUUUUAAAAUUAUCUGAUAUUGAUGAAAAUAUCUGCAAAGAUGUAGUUUUGAACAAGAAACUCAUGGCAAAACUGCAGGAAUCAAGGUUUGAUGUUGUUCUUGCAGAUCCUGUUAGUCCUGGUGGUGAGCUGCUGGCUGAGCUACUUAAAAUACCCCUCGUGUACAGUCUUCGUGGCUUUCCUGGCUACAUAUUGCAAAAGCAUGGUGGAGGACUCUUACUGCCUCCUUCCUAUGUACCUGUUAUGAUGUCUGGUCUAAGCAGUCAAAUGACAUUCAUGGAGAGGGUGCAAAAUCUGCUAUGCAUGCUUUACUUUGACUUUUGGUUUCCAAAAUUUAAUGAGAAGCGGUGGGAUCAAUUUUACAGUGAAGUACUAGGAAGACCCAUUAAACUUUUGGAGCUAAUGGGGAAAGCUGACAUGUGGCUCAUUCGAAGCUAUUGGGAUUUGGAGUUUCCUCGCCCACUCUUACCAAACUUUGAUUUUGUUGGAGGGCUCCACUGCAAACCUGCCAAACCUCUGCCCAAGGAGAUGGAAGACUUUGUGCAGAGCUCUGGAGAAGAGGGAGUGGUGGUGUUUUCCCUAGGGUCCAUGAUCAGCAACCUGACAGAAGAAAGGGUCAAUGUGAUCGCAUCAGCCCUUGCCCAGCUUCCCCAAAAGGCUAUUUGGCGAUUCAAAGGCAAGAAACCAGGCAUGUUAGGAUCCAACACUCGACUCUACAAGUGGAUCCCCCAGAAUGACCUUCUUGGUCAUCCAAAAACCAAGGCUUUUAUAACUCACGGUGGAGCCAAUGGUGUCUUUGAGGCAAUCUACCAUGGAGUCCCUAUGGUGGGCAUUCCUUUGUUUGGAGAUCAACUUGAUAACAUUGUCUACAUGAAGGCCAAGGGAGCAGCUGUUAAAUUGGACUGGAAAACAAUGUCAAGUGCAGAUUUGCUCAAUGCCUUGAAGACAGUCAUUAAUGACCCUUCCUAUAAGGAGCAUGUCAUGACAUUAUCAAGAAUUCACCACGAUCAGCCCAUGAAGCCCCUGGAUCGAGCAGUCUUCUGGACCGAGUACGUCAUGCGCCACAAAGGAGCCAAACACCUUCGGGUUGCAGCCCACGACCUCACCUGGUUCCAGUACCACUCUCUGGAUGUGAUUGGGUUCCUUCUGGCUUGUGUGACAAUCACUACUUACCUUGUCAUGAAAUGUUGCCUUCUUGUUUAUCAAAAUGUUGUGAUAGGAAAGAAGAAAAAGGGGGAUUAG